Molecule: messenger RNA, 1379 nt
Organism: Sardina pilchardus (European sardine)
Lineage: Eukaryota; Metazoa; Chordata; Actinopteri; Clupeiformes; Clupeidae
Gene: letmd1
Product: LETM1 domain containing 1
Exons: 9
Coding region: 38-1129 (363 amino acids)
Cellular component (GO): mitochondrial inner membrane
Molecular function (GO): ribosome binding
Source: RefSeq, a predicted model, not a curated record
AAAUGAACAUGCCUUGAACGUUGAACUGCAGGUUAAAAUGGCGUUGUCUAAUAUGUCAACAUUUCCGCGACUGUCCAGCGACGUUUUGCCAAAGCUUUUACUCUCUGGAGUAAAAGUCAGUGGCAUGACUUAUCGAACUUCGACACUGUUCUCUCCACGGACAAGAUUGGGACUGUGUCAUCAUUUUUCAACGUCGAAAGCCAAUGAAGGCUUAGGCCGAAGACUACAGUGGGCCAAUGAAAAGUAUGAGCAUUUACUGCAACAACAUUUCCCACGCUUUCAUGUUCUAUACCGUACAUUUCUGAACGGAUUUAGACUCUUAUUUCAAGAUGCCAAAGAGGUGAAAGCAAUUAAGACCAGAAUGCUUUCCAACAAUACAGAUCGCUGGAAAUUGCCUUAUCGUGAGCUGGAGAAACUCCGGCAGUUUCGUAGAGAUAUGAUCAAAGGCAUCCCACUGCUGCUGAUCUCCAUACCACCCUUUGCUAACUAUGUGGUAUUUCUCCUAAUGUAUCUUUUCCCCCGGCAUAUCCUGAUUCCACAUUUCUGGACAUCUCAGCAGCUUGUGGAGUUCCAAGCUGUUAAUCACUCCCAUCGAGCCCAAUCGUACAGACCUGUGAUUGAUGGACUGAUGCGAGCAGUUCCAUCUGUCAAAGAUGUUAAUCUCCAGAUGUGCCUCAAGGAGCUGUGUGGUAAGGUGCAGGGAGGUGGCCAUCCCACUGUCUCUGAAGUGCAUGCGCUGCGGCCCCUAUUUGCUGGAUCAACGCUAGGACUGAAGAGUCUCUAUGCAGAUCACAAGAAACAGCUGUGCUCCCUACUCUUUCUGACUUCCAACCUCCCAUCUUUUCUGAUUGGCCAGCGAUUGAAUAAUCAUGCCAUAGAGUUAAUGCACCUGGACAGAGCCUUGUUACAACUUGGCCUCCACCAACUGAGUGAUGCAGAGAUUAAACAGGCAUGUUACGUGAGGGGGAUGAAUGGUUACUCUUUAAGUUCACCUCAGUGUAGAGAGUGGCUUGACCUGUGGCUCCAGUUUUCCGUCCAUCUCAGAGAUCCAGAGACAUCACUGUACUUGCACAGCAUGGUUCUCCUCACAGUAAACUACCCUCAGCCCCACCAUUGUUGGCAUUCUUGACACCAUUCUCACAGAGACUAGAGGGGCAUGAAGACAAAAUACCAUAAUAAUUGACCUUACACCAUUUUGUCAUUAAGUGUUUUCUGUCAUACUUGUUGUCGUGUUCUUGGCAUGGUAAUGAUUGGAAAGAAACUUGUAGCUAAUAUGACCAAACCGUAUUCUGCCAAAAUCUCAAAAGAUUGUUGUCAUUACAAUUGUGUUUUACAGGAAGACAAACGGUAAAAACUGUAAAAAAAAUAAAUAAAAUAAC